Paramacrobiotus metropolitanus is the source of this 1574-nucleotide messenger RNA. Its product is annotated as katanin p60 ATPase-containing subunit A-like 2. Gene Ontology annotation, molecular function: ATP hydrolysis activity; ATP binding; protein binding. NCBI's taxonomy places the organism in Eukaryota, Metazoa, Tardigrada, Eutardigrada, Parachela, Macrobiotidae. The coding region runs from base 7 to 1536 and encodes 509 amino acids. The transcript has a single exon. The record is from RefSeq and is a predicted model, not a curated record.
GGCAAAAUGGCUGGGCAACUUGGUUAUCUCUCCUUCAAAGCUGCCAGUGAGGCUAGGAAUUUCGACGAGAAAAGCAGAAUCCAGCAGCAACGCAAUAUUUUAAUUCUGAUCGUGCACUAUUUAAAAGAUAAUGGUCUUUUUGACUCAGCGGAAACGAUUUUAAAUGAAUCUCAGGCGCAUCAUCUUGAUUUAGUAGGUUUUACGGUCUGUGAUAAUAUGGACCUGAGUACGAUAUUGUUGGAAUUUGAAUGCAACUACCUUUCUCGACUACAAAAGAAGCCUAAAUUUAUUCGCGAAUUGCUGACUGAUGAACUAGCAACUGGUGGAGCGAAAUCUGGUCGGAAUAUUGCGAAAUCAAAAUCAAUCAUACCGCCGGUAAAAUCAAACGCUAAGAAAAAAGACAAACAUAUUCAAGGCGCAGUUAAUAAUACCGAUUCAAAUGUGCCGGGAAUCUCCGUUCAAAAAUUAACCAAAUCUGAUUUGGGCGGUGGUGAUAUUAUGAGAGAUAACAUUCACAGCACUCAUCAGCAACUGCACAUUGUCCCACCCAUUUCUCGAAUGGCCAGUGCUUUGAGGGAUUAUGAUAAUUCCCAUUGUGGUGAAUUAAGAGAACUGGCGCAGAUUAUCAGCAAGGAGAUGUACAUCGAUAAUCCGGGUGUUCACUGGGACGAUAUCAAAGGCAUGGAGGAUGCCAAGCGUUUCGUUCGGGAAGCGGUGGUGUAUCCCGUUAAUUAUCCCGCGCUUUUUCAGGGAAUUUUAUCCCCGUGGCGGGGGCUGUUGCUGGCAGGCCCACCCGGUACCGGUAAGACCAUGCUAGCCAAAGCGGUGGCCACCGAGUGCAAUACGGCAUUUUUCAACAUAACCGCCUCGACCGUGGUCAGCAAGUGGCGCGGUGAAUCUGAGAAACUAGUGCGCGUCUGCUUUGAUUUGGCGCGACGCUGUGCGCCCAGUACUAUUUUUCUGGAUGAACUGGAUGCGUUAAUGGGACAGCGCGGGGAAAAUGGGGAACAUGAAGGCAGUCGGCGAAUGAAGACGGAAAUCCUUAUACAAAUGGAUGGUUUGCAAAGGUCAACGGAUGUUGUUUUUGUCUUGGCAGCGUCCAAUUUGCCGUGGGAACUGGAUUCCGCCGUCGUCAGGAGGCUAGAGAAGCGGACAUUUGUUGGUCUGCCUGAUCGCAAUGCGCGAUGCGCAAUGUUCAGAGCGUUUCUCCCGGAAAUCAUACAAGAGCAUCCAUUGAGUAUCACCACGGAACUGGAUUAUGAUCGACUGGCUGAAUUAACCGACGAAUAUUCCGGCAACGAUAUACACUUGAUUUGCAAAGAGGCUGCUAUGCAGUGUGUACGAAAAGUUUUUAGUUUUCUCAAGGAGGAUAAUAAUUAUUUUGAUAAUAAAGGGACACAGUUCAUGUUGGAACCAAUUAAAACCGAUGACGUGCUGGCUGUGAUGCAGUACACUAAACCUGUCGGAUAUUCGCAGUAUAAGGCUAAGUUUUUACAGUGGCGGACGCAAAUGGCUGAGUGUCCAAGGCAAUUAUGACAAAGAGAGCUAAAAACCGGCAGCAUUAUAUAUUUAAA